This is a messenger RNA of Bemisia tabaci, 2866 nucleotides long. NCBI's taxonomy places the organism in Eukaryota, Metazoa, Arthropoda, Insecta, Hemiptera, Aleyrodidae. The record is from RefSeq and is a predicted model, not a curated record.
AAUUGACCACAUUUCCUUAACUCAGGAUAGAACUAUCUUUUUGGUCGAUUAAGCUUAAAAGUUACGAAAGUUCCAAGUUCCAAGUUCGCAAGGCCAAAACUUUUCUGGACUUCAACUAAUGUAAACAAAUCGAGCUCAUAAUAAUUUGAAGGAAUCAAUAGUUCUGGCGUUUAUUUUCGAUUUAUGAAAUUCUUAAUAUUCUAACAUUUCACCUGUGAAAUUCAUACGUUUCCUACAGUGCGAAUAGAACUAUUUUUACGGACGGUUAAGUAACGGAGUUAUGAAAGCUCAAAGUUCACACCCUUUCCUUGGGGCCAUAACCUCUCUAUAAUUAUUGUCAAAACCCUUUUCAAUAAAAAUUAUAUGAGAUCAAUCCACUCGUCAAAAAAUUCCAAUCGUUAUGGAAAGAACUAUUUCCGUUAGCAUAUUAUCAAUAUUCCACGUUUUCUCCCUUCAAGACCCCAUCGAGUCCGCAGUAACACGAACGUCAGCAAACAUCACAAAUGGUGCAUCACAAAUCACCGACUUCAAGGAGUUCAUAGACUACCACCGCGAGCUGUACGUGGACAAGACUCUCUUCCUGCCUGACUUCAUAUUUCGCGAAGAAAAAUACAUGGGUCCGAUAAUAUUCGUCACAAAACCGCCGGGGUUCGGAAAAUCCCUCUUGGCGUCAACUGUCGAUUACUUUUUCAACUCCAAGUAUGACGUCAGCCAGACGAGACGUAUCUUCGCGGGCUUUCACGUCAUGAUCGACACCCCGGAGGUGAAGAAGUUCAGGAAGGACUACAUGAACCGCUUUCCGGUUAUCAAAAUCAGUUUUGCCUCUUUCCAAGCCACUGAUUAUGAUGGUGCGCUCGAAGAGGUUGAACGAAUCUUUAGAGAGGUCAUCGAGGACCACGCCGAUGUCGCAGCCCAAGUCAAGGACCCGACUCUGGACCGCAUCUCCAACGGGACCGCCGACAAAGAGUGCCUCUACGAGUUCGUCCAACUCCUCUGCGGCUACGUCACCGACCACCACACCGAGGACCCCAUCCUCAUCGUCGACGCCUACGACACCCCCCUCUACUCCACCUACGCCGCCAAAUACUUUCACAAGAUGGCCAAUCUAAUGUCUUACUUCUUCGAGGGCAUCUUCAACGACGGGUUCCAUCGGUUCAGGAAGGCACUCAUCACUGGUGUCGCCACGGCGAAACUGGAGAGGGUGCGGAUCAGGAAGGAGGUCACCAGGGCCAAGGUCGAUGAUCAUGACCCUUUGGCGGAGUACUUCGGGUUUAGUAAGGAAGAGGUCAUCACGCUGAUGGCGAGGAAUGGGCGGCAUCGUGGGAACCAGGGCACCUACCGCACUCUGGUGAGGAGUUUUGGCGGCUAUGGCUUUCGCGAUUUCAAUGUGACUAUGUUCAAUCCCAGCGGUGUGGUCAGGUAUUUUGACAAGGGCACUCUAGACGGCGGCGUGGAUACAGCAACAACGACGAUCCUAAAAGACCUACUGACGCCCAAAAAAUACGGACUCUACCCCGUCCUAGCCGUCCAGAAACUCCUCGCGUACGAGGAAGUUCUGGAAGGCAUCCCUGCAAUGCUGCUAUACCCCGACAUCCGCGAAAGUUCAACCCAGUACUGGACCUUCCUGUUAAACUUCGGUCUUGCAACCGUCGACUUGCAAGCACGCUCUCAUCCGGAGAAAAUCACGCUGAAACUGCCAAACUUAACCGUCCGAACGCUACUGACGCGCACUCUGGCGGAGAUUCCAGAAAUUCCCGAUUACAACAAUCUAACCGAGAGUUUGGUCCAAGGAGACUACGAAACGGUGCAAAUCGCGUUCAAGACAUACUUAGAACAAGCUGGUUACUACGUGAUGAGGGAGGACAAGUACAGCGAGAGGUUUGUGCGUUUCAAACGUCUGCGGCUCUCGGACUACGUGAUAGAACUUUUGGGAAAGUUGAAGUUGAGUUAUAACACAAAUGAAGUGACUGUUCAUAAUCCAGGGGUGGACUAUAUCGAACUGGUGCCCAAUGCCAACGUUCGCGGUGAAAGGUAUAAAUAUACAAUUAGGGUCAGGAUUGAAAAGACUAAGAUGCUUAGAGCGGCGUGGAAUAGAAUGAGAAAUAAGAUUUGUACUAUGGUGAGGACGAUACAGAAAAAUGAGACGGAGAUAUUUGUUCAGUAUGGGAAAUCUUUCGUCGACGUUUGUUUGAGGCGCUAUCUACCGGAGAUGAAGGUAACGACUCGGAGGUAUGUGCAAGCUGAUUGGGAAUGAGCCAUCGCAAACUAAAUGGACAACAUUUGGACGUAUUUCCGCCGAACGGAACUAUGUGCACAUAGAAAACUUAGAGUCGUAAUGUAAAUGGGAGAGCUGGCGCUAUGUUCUGCUCGACGAGUUCCUAGCCCGGUGUGCGUCGAGCUCGGGUCACUUUUCCGAUACAUAUUCAAUCCAAAAUGGCGGUGUGGAAUACGUGGUAAUUCCUAUCUUUUUUGUUUACAUCGGAUGGCCGGGUACCCGUGUAUCGCAAACAAUCAAUCAUGUAUCGAAAAAGUGACCCGACGUCAAACAGGAGUCUCGUAGUUCGGGACCUGGAAAAUGCUUAAAAAUGGCGUCAGCUCUCCCACAUUACAUUUCGACUCUAUGUAUGUGCAUUAAGACAUGAGCCCUGAAGCCUAUAAGAAUAUAAGCAUAAUAGGGCUCACGUCAUAAUGCACAUAGUUCCGUUUGGCAGAAAUACGUCCAUUUUGCAAUGAGGAACUACAACUUCUGGCCUGGCUCAUUUUGAGGACAGAAUGUUGUCACCUCCCGGCCAAAGCAUCACAAACGUCAUUCGACAUUUCAAAAUUUUCGCCACCAUUUUAUUAUUUUACAGAGAAUUGUUGGUUG